Molecule: messenger RNA, 3356 nt
Organism: Hippocampus zosterae (dwarf seahorse)
Lineage: Eukaryota; Metazoa; Chordata; Actinopteri; Syngnathiformes; Syngnathidae
Gene: flvcr1
Product: FLVCR heme transporter 1
Exons: 10
Coding region: 157-1761 (534 amino acids)
Biological process (GO): erythrocyte differentiation; heme export; transmembrane transport
Cellular component (GO): mitochondrion; membrane
Molecular function (GO): heme binding; heme transmembrane transporter activity
Source: RefSeq, a predicted model, not a curated record
AAGAUCACGGACCUCCUCUAUCGGGAACUUACCUAGCCGUUCACUCGAGGCACCGACGUGACGCACAGGCAUGUCGCUUCCUGUUCUUCUUCUUCCUUCGCACUAAACCGAAAAGAAACGAGGGGAAAGGAAAAGGAAGCCAAGCAAGCACGUGCGAUGGUGGCGGCCGAGCUCGUGCAGGAGCACUUGAGCUCGGAUGCCGCCUCCCCACCUGACCGCAUCAGCAAGGUGGAGGAGGGGGCGCUCGAACCCAGCCUGCUGUCCGACGACGCCGGCGACGAGGAGGAGGUAGCGGACGAAGGCGACGCGAUGCUUCCCGACGGAGGAAAGGAGGAGGCGACGAUGAAGAAGAACGAGCAGAGUGGUGUAGAAGAAGUGUGUCGCGCCAAGACCAAGCUGUACUGGCAGCGAUUUGUCGUUCUGGCCGUGUUCAGCCUGUAUUCAAUGGUCAACGGCUUCCAGUGGAUCCAGUACGGCAUCCUGGCCAACGUGUUCACGCACUUCUACCGAGUGGACAACAACAAGGUGGACUGGCUGUCCAUCGUGUAUAUGCUGGUUUACAUACCGCUCAUCUUCCCGGCCACUUGGCUGCUGGACCGCCGAGGCUUGCGCCUCACCGCUCUGCUGGGCGCCGGCCUCAACUGCGCCGGUGCUUGGCUCAAGUGCGCCAGCGUGGGGCGAGACCUCUACGCCGUCACCAUGGUGGCACAGGUGGUGUGCUCCGUGGCGCAGGUCUUCAUUCUCGGCCUGCCCUCGCGCGUCGCCUCGGUCUGGUUCGGACCUGGGGAGGUGUCCACGGCCUGCGCCACUGCCGUGCUGGGCAACCAGUUGGGCGUGGCCAUCGGUUUCCUGUUGCCUCCCGUGUUGGUUCCCAACACAUCCGAAGACGUGGAGCUGACGGCGCACAACAUUAGCGUCAUGUUCUACGGCACCGCCACCGUCUCCACCGCCCUCUUUAUCCUCACCAUCAUAGUGAUGAAGGACCGUCCGCCACUCCCGCCCAGCCAGGCGCAGGCCGUCCUGCCCGAGGGGCCCCCUGAGGACUAUUCGUACCGCCAAUCCAUCAUCAACCUGAUGAAAAACAAAGCCUUCGUCCUGCUGCUCAUCAGCUACGGCAUUACCACGGGCUGCUUCUACUCCGUGUCGACCAUCCUGAACCAGAUCAUCAUGACCUGCUAUAAGAAUGAAGAGUUGAACGCGGGGAGGAUCGGGUUGACGUUGGUGGUGGCCGGCAUGGUGGGUUCCAUCCUCUGUGGCCUGUGGCUGGACCGCACCAAGACAUACAAGAUGACGACACUGCUGGUGAACUGCUUGACCCUUGUGAGCAUGGUGAUCUUCACCUUCACGCUGAACCUGAACAUCCACGCGGUCUUCUUCACAGGAGGCCUACUCGGCUUUUUCAUGACGGGAUAUCUUCCUGUGGGCUUUGAGUUUGCCGUGGAAAUCACCUACCCGGAGUCGGAGGGAACGUCGUCUGGACUCCUCAACACCUCAGCGCAGAUUUUUGGCAUCAUUUUCACGCUGAUUCAAGGUUGGCUCACCACGAAUUACGACGACGCCUUGCCAGGAAACAUCUUCCUCUGCAUUUGGAUCUUCUUGGGCGUCGUGCUCACCGCCUUCAUAAAGUCUGAACUGAAACGACAUAACGUCAACAUCGGGGUGACCGGCAAGGACCAAGAGGCGCCUCCUACGCAGUCUAUGGCAGAGGAAAAGGCCAACCUGGAACCUCCUCUCGGCUGCGCCAGGGAAACGUCACUGUAGCCAGGACCUGCUCGAACAUCCCGCACGACGCCAAGGCGGCCAAGGAAUUCUUGAGUGGUCUCAUUUUUGGACGCCAGACGGACGAGUGCAUGGUUCGUGCGUGUCCGUGCCAGCGCUUACUUUUCCUGAGUAUACUUGAAUGCAUCCCUUGCCUGAAGGACAUUGGGCAGCAAAGGUGAGGGAAGCGGCGGACGGAAGAACGAACGGACGGAGUCUCCGUAACGAUCCGCUUCGGUCUGGUCUUUACGCGUCGUCCAACGAGUUGAGUGUAAAAUAUAUGCAAAGCCCGUUGAGCAUUUAUUUAAUCAUCUUGAUAACAAGCCUACUCGACUUUUCGUUUGGAACAAUUAUGCGAUCUCCAGCUUUAGGUCCAACUGAUAGGGCAUAAGUGCCACUCGUUGUGGAUAUAAUGGAGAACUCGAACUGAAUCGAUUUUGCUCGUCAGGACAAAAUGGAGCUUAGGAUGGAUAUCAAGCAUGUUACAGAAAUGCUAAAACUGGUUAUAUACACGCAGUCGGUGUGCACAACUACUACGCACAACUCUACAACUUUUUAUACUUUACUGCGUGCGUGUGUGUGUGUGUGCGCGCGCACGUGCGUGUGUAAGAGAGUGUUCAUGAUUUGAGAACGCCAUCAUGUGGUCACUUAAAAUGUUGACACUAGUGUUAUUUUUAAACAGUUUCCCUUUUUUGCCUCUUGCUGAAUUGAAUCAUUCCUUUUAAGUUAGUGAAUAGUUUGUCAGUUUUGUUAGAAAUAUGAACUUUCUAGAGUUUUUGCUCGUUAAUAUUCAGGCCUUUUGGCUGGGAUUAAAUUGCGUUCAUCAAAUUAAUUAUUAAACACUGUAAUUGAUCAAUUGAAAUCCAAAUAAUUCUGUUGAGCCUAUUCGUUUUUGUUACUAUCCAUGUAUUUAAUUCACUAUCAGAUCAAUUUUAACUAGUUCAGAUUAUUGUUUAAGAUGUAUAGUUAUAUUAAAAAUAAAAAUUCACAUUUUAGUGUCUUUUUAAAAAACCCCAAAUAUAUUUAUUUAAUUUUGGCAUUGAGUGAGUUUAAUGUACGCAAGCACAAUUUACAGGUCAUUUUAUACUUUGCUUAUUAGAUUUAUUUAUGAAAGGUAUUUGCUGAACUAAUCAAAGCAUUUGGUAGUUGUUGUGUUUUUUUAAAUUGUUGUUGCUCAUGAAAAUGUGACAUGUUAACUUCUGUACGAGCUGAGCCGCAUUUCUAACUUUCUGUUUCUGCUACAAAUGAAAAAAUCAUUUUGUGUGCUCAACACUGAAUAGACUUUACAGUAGAGUUCAGGUUAUGUGUGUAAAAAAAAAUGACCAAAAAAAAACAUACAGAAACAAUGUUACUGAAUUCACAAAUGACUCGUGAAAACGUGACCACUCAUUUACUAACUGCGAGGUCAGUGCUGCAAAAGGACGGAUGGAGAAUGACUGCAGAUGUGGUUGAAAGUGUUUCUUUUGUCAGCUUGUCAACUUCUGUUGGGGUUCGUAAUGUGAUCUCCCAAAUUCUGCAAUUAUUAUCUUGGAUUCCUAAUGACUGCCUGUAGUACUGCCAAUGAAACCUUGAGCGUCAUUAAACGACAAGUGACUUCA